AUGCAACGGAUCCCCCUCAAUUUCGGAGCCUUUCUGUGGGAUAUCUCCAACCAUCCCUUUUGUCCCCAUAUCAGAAGAAGAAACAGUUUACGAACACUUCCAUUCUGGAACUUUCUAUGGCUGAUGUUCACUGUAGUGAUGUUUCCCCGCUGUGCGCAGUGUCAGGUCUUUAAAGUGGGCAUCGUCGGGCCCUGGAACUGUGACCCCAUCUAUGCAAAAGCCCUACCGGGCCUAGCAGCUAAGCUUGCAGUGAGCAGGAUAAAGAAGGACCUCAGCCUAGAUUUAGGGUGUGACCUGGACUCCGUGAUCCUCCAGGAGCCGUGUGAGACCGCGAAAGCGCUGACGGCGUUCGUACAGUACGACGGCGUCGUCCACGCAUUUGCAGGGCCCACCAGCCCUGGCUAUUGUGAUUCAGCCGCACUUUUGGGAAAACACUGGAACAAGGCCAUAUUUUCUUGGGCUUGCCUUAAUUACGAGCUGGACCGGCUCCAGGUUUUCCCGACGUUUGCUCGGACUUUGCCGUCACCCGGCCGGGUUCUUUUCGCCGUCCUGAAGCACUUCGGUUGGGCCAACGUGGGAAUCGUCUCAGCCAUGGACGACAUGUGGGUGGACACUGCCAGCAAACUGGCCAGCUCUUUUAGAAGCCGGGGGCUACCUGUCGGGAUAGUUUCCGCAGUCGGCAACAACUCCACCGAGACUGAAGUGACCCUGAGAAAAAUCCAAGCAGCCGGAGCGAUCAAAGUUGUUGUCAUGUGCAUGCACUCGGUGUUGAUUGGCGGCGAGCAGCAAGCCUCGUUCUUGCUGAAGGCCCACGAGAUGGGUCUCACGAGGGGGAGGUACGUCUUUGUGCCGUACGACACCCUGCUGUACAGCCUCCCCUAUGGCAACACCUCGUACGCGCCGCUGCAGAACAGCACCAAGCUGCGCGAGGCCUACGGAGCGGUGCUAACGGUCACCGUAGCGUCCGAGCUAACGUCCUUCAACGAGGCGCUCCUGGCGGCCAGCCGCCUGGGCCAGAUCGCCCUGUCACAGCAGCCUCAGCAGGUUUCCCCAUUUUUCGGAACAAUCUACAACAGUAUUUACCACAUUGCCAAAGUCAUGCACAAUGUCCGGAAAGCAGGGGAGUGGCUGUCCGGAACCAGCCUGGCCUUCUUCUCUAGGAAUAUUACAUUCACGGGCUUCAACCAGUACAUUCAGAUAGACAGCGAUGGAGAUGGGGUCACCAGCUACGUGGUCCUGGAUACGGAUGGGCAGAGCACUGAGCUCUACUCCACCUACCUGGUGGACCUGCGGGGAAACAUGCUGACCUUUACUGGCAGAGCCAUCAACUUCCCAGGAGGCUCCCCACCGUCUAAAGACUCCAGCUGCUGGUUUAACCCAGAUGCCAUCUGCACAGCAGGUGUGGAUCUGACUUACGUCAUCGUGGUCUCUGUGGUUGUCUUCAUUCUAGCCAUUGGCGGCAUGGGUUUAUCUUUAUUUAUAAGGAGACGAAUACAGCAGAUUCAGCUGGUGAAAGGGCCCAAUCGAAUUCUCCUGACAAUAGAGGACCUUACCUUCAUCAACCCUCAACUCAGCAGCAAGAAAGUAACACUAGAGGAUCUCAGUGACUCGAAGAGUGUGAUGGAGAGCAUGAAGUCGGGAGACAGGUCGCAUUCCGUACAGAGCACGACAGCAGCAACUCACGAAACAACCAAUGUCGCCGUCUACGAGGGUGACUGGGUCUGGCUGAAAAAGUUUGAGGAGGGACAGUUCAAGGAAGUCAAGACCAGCACAACAAAGAUCUUCAGAAAGAUGAAGGAUCUCCGCAAUGAGAACGUUAACCCAUUUCUGGGCUUCUUCGCGGACUGCAGCAUGUUUGCCGUAGUGACAGAGCACUGUUCCCGAGGGAGUCUGCAGGACCUCCUUCGUAAUGAUGACGUCAAGCUGGACUGGAUGUUCAAAUCCUCUCUCCUCUUGGAUCUCAUUAAGGGCAUGAAGUACCUGCACCAUAGAGAGUUUGUCCAUGGGAGGCUGAAAUCGCGAAACUGCGUGGUGGACGGACGUUUUGUGCUGAAAAUUACAGAUUAUGGAUAUAAUGAGCUCCUGGAGUCCCAAAAGGCCCCAAGGAAGGAGCCUGCAGCUGAAGAUCUAUUUUGGACUGCUCCGGAGCUCCUUAGAGACCUGGAAAUGUCUCGGAAGGGGACGUACAAAGGGGAUGUAUAUGCCUUUUCCAUAAUCCUCCAGGAAGUUGUUGUUCGAGGAGGUCCUUACUGCAUGUUAGGCCUGAGCCCAGAAGAGAUCAUUAGGAAGGUGAAGAAACCACCCCCAAUGUGUCGGCCGACCGUGUCCCCUGACCAGGCGCCGCUGGAGUGCAUCCAGCUAAUGAAGCAGUGCUGGAGUGAGCAGCCUGACCGGAGGCCAGCAUUUGAAGAAAUCUUCAACCAGUUCAAGAUAAUUAAUAAGGGCAAGAAGACCAACAUCAUUGACUCUAUGCUGCGUAUGCUGGAGCAGUACUCCAGCAACCUGGAGGACUUGAUCAGGGAGAGGACUGAGGAACUGGAGGUGGAGAAACAUAGGACUGAGAAGCUUCUUGCUGAGAUGCUACCACCAUCUGUUGCAGAAGCUUUGAAGACAGGGGGCACUGUGGAGCCUGAGUACUUUGACCAGGUCACCAUUUACUUCAGCGACAUUGUGGGCUUUACCACUAUUUCAUCCCUCAGCGACCCAAUUGAGGUGGUUGACCUCCUCAAUGACUUAUACACUCUGUUUGAUGCUGUGCUGUCCAACCAUGACGUCUACAAGGUGGAGACCAUCGGCGAUGCUUACAUGGUGGCCUCAGGUCUGCCGAAGAAGAACGGCAACAAGCAUGCAGCAGAGAUCGCUAACAUGUCCCUGAACAUCCUGAGCUCUGUGGGCUCCUUCAAGAUGCGCCACAUGCCCGAGGUGCCCGUCAGGAUACGCAUCGGCAUCCACUCAGGUCCCUGCGUAGCCGGCGUGGUGGGCUUGACCAUGCCUCGAUACUGCCUCUUUGGGGACACCGUCAACACCGCCUCUCGUAUGGAAUCCACCAGCUUGCCUUACAGAAUCCACGUAAAUAUAAGCACAGUGAAUAUUCUGCAGACUCUGAACGAGGGCUACAAGACAGAGCUCAGGGGGAAAACAGAGCUGAAGGGCAAAGGCAUUGAAGAGACAUACUGGCUUGUGGGAAAAUCCAGCUUCUCAAAACCACUGCCAAAGCCACCAGAAAUAAAACCAGGGGACAACUGGCAGGAAAUGGUGACGGAGGAAAUCAAAUCCCUGUUCCGGAAGGCCAACCGGCAAGUGGACAAGCCCAAAAUUUGAGAAGGAGGAGCAGGGGGAAGGUGGAAAGCAGGAGGGCAGGUGACCAUGGCAUGCGGGAAGAGGACAGCUUACAACUGAGCGUUUUAAUAGGAUUGGCUAUCUUCUCUCUAAUUAUGUCAUAGCCUGCACUGCUAAAACGGCAGGGUAAUUAUUUUUAAAAUAAAACAGCCAGAUUGUUUUAAAUGUGAUAUAGGCAGAAAGCAUACACUUGUCCUUUUUAAGUUCAACUUGAGAAGUCUGUAUAUGUUGUACAAAAUUAGGUUCAUUCGGCCACCAUGUGGCCCAUAUUUUUAGUAAAAAACAAAUCUGGUAUAGUUUCUUAGUCCUCAACAUACCUAUUUAGUAGUAAAGUACAUUUUUAUUUUUAAAAGUUAUGGUGAGAUUCCUUUAAUCCUAGGUUCCAUUUCAUGAAUUACAUGCUACUUUCAGGUGGUAAAUUCACAUCCAGACGAAACCAGUCUCUGAAAGAAACCUUUUUCGUUUAAUGCACAAUGAACUAUUUAUUACUUUGAGAAACUAAACAUACAGGCAUAAGUAUGUCCCAAAAAAGUUUAGUCUAAAAAGCUAAUUUCCUUUAAAAACAGCAACUUUUUGAAGUCAUUUAAACCAGUGGGCAGGGGGGCAGGAAGAGGUUGCACAAGGGAGGGAUAAAAAAAAAUGCCAUCUGCUCCCUGAGAUUGUGUUCCUCCCUGGGGAGGACACCAUGCGAGAUUAGCUGCAGGGGCUGGUUAUUUCAUUAGCUAAUUAGGUUUAUGUAAACAGACAGUAUACUACAAUUAUGAAAAGAACUGAUUAACAGAGGAAUUGAAAGCAUAUUACACUUCCAUUAACUUUUACACCCCCCCCCCCCUCCUGGAUUUUCACCUGAAUUCAGGUGUUUUUAAAUUUUUGUCACACUCAGUCUUUCUGUCUAUAUGGGAUACUGGUUAAUUGGCGCCAAUCAGUAAGACCUGCGCCAAUUAUGGAAGGGCGAUGCGUCUCUUACUGAGGCUGCACUGCCUUUCAACGGCAGCAGAAGUCUAGGUUUGUCACACGACCCACUGGCACUGCAGUCUGAGACACUGUUCACUGGCUGUACCACUCAGGGUUCCUAGAAAACCGUCUCACUUUCCAUGUAGCUUAUUUUUCUUAAUUAAUUCACGGAUACUUAUGCGGGUGAAUGUUUUCUGUUUACUUUAGAGUGGCUUGGGCUUCGAUGAAGGUAAUUCUAAGACUCUGUGACGAGCCUUUCCUGAAAAUACUUUUGAGAAAAUUGAUUAAUUAACGUUAAUACUACCUUUUUGUGUUUAAUAUUGAAAACAGCUUAUCGUGCUGUAAACUGGAAACACAACAGCCGAUGAGAGUGGCAUUACUAAAGUCUGCUGGAUUUAACAUGAAUGGAUAUAGUAAGCUUGUACAGAUACUGAGCAAAUGAGUGCCUUAUCAAGAAUUUUAGCACAAAAAAAUAGCAUAAUGAAUUUGCUCUGGUGGAUAAUGUUUUUAAAAUUAGUUCCUGACAGGAAAGGUAAUGCUUAAAAAAAUGUAGAUGUCACUAAUCCAAGUAAAGACCAAAUAAACCUGGUUAUUUAAUUGAAUGAAAAACAUUGUCUAAAUGAUAUUGAAAAGUAAUGAUGCAUAUAUGCUGGUAUAUAUGUGUGUGUCAUUAUUAUUCUUUUCUGACUGCUUAUUAUUGUUUUGUUCAAUUGUUUAUUUUACCAAAUUUCUGGAUAGUGAGGCUGGAAACUAUUUAAAGCAGGAUUCCCCAAUUCCGGUCCUUCAGGCCGAGUCUACAGCACAGUUUGCAGAAUUCCCUGCUCAGACACACCUCAUUCAUCUCACCAGCCAAUCGGCAGGCGUAGUGGGCGUGUCUAAGCAGGGGAAUCUGCAAACUGUGUUACAGACUCACCCUCCAGGACCGGAAUUUAGGGAACCCUGCUUUAAAACGCCUUCGUUCCCAUUUGGAGUACUGUGCAGCUUCAAAUGUAAAUGCUAAAGCACAGAUGCUGAAUUGUCCCUUCCUGUCGAGUACUGAAGGAAUGGGAAGUGGAAUUUUGAGCUACCUCUUAUUAACUUAAUGAUAAUACAAAAAAUAAGCUAAUAAAACAGGUCACCAAACUCAAAUUGUAUGAUGUUAAAUGAGGCAUAAAUUUUGCCACAGAAUCACUGUGUCAUUGGCAAAUCUCUCCGUAAAGGACAUAAAAUUCGGUGUCUUAGUGUGAUACUCUAGCGUGUAACAUGUUACAGCGUUAAUGUCAAUCUCAGUGCAUUUGUGAAAUAUCGACCAGCCCAUCAAGGAUGGAAUAGAGUUUCUCAGGAAGUGCAAGACAAUUCUGUGAAACAUUUUUCCAGCUUGUUGCCUGUUUUUGAACAAUACAUUUUUCCUAUAACAUUUUAUAAACACCAGUACCUUUCCAUAAAACCAGGAUUCAUUGCAUAAAGUUAAAUUAAGACCAAAUAAAAUCUUCUAUUUUUAAUACAAUACUCCCUGUUAUUUCAAUAAUACGAAAAAUUCACACGAGAUCACAAUUACUUUGCAGUUUAAUUUCCUAAACUGAUAAAUGCUGUGGA
Messenger RNA from Brienomyrus brachyistius, 5868 nucleotides. It is a transcript of the gene gucy2f, whose product is annotated as guanylate cyclase 2F, retinal. Lineage: Eukaryota; Metazoa; Chordata; Actinopteri; Osteoglossiformes; Mormyridae. The coding region runs from base 1 to 3321 and encodes 1106 amino acids. Gene Ontology annotation, biological process: receptor guanylyl cyclase signaling pathway; intracellular signal transduction; cGMP biosynthetic process. The record is from RefSeq and is a predicted model, not a curated record. The transcript is spliced from 18 exons. Gene Ontology annotation, molecular function: protein kinase activity; peptide receptor activity; ATP binding.